AUGUCGUUUGGAAGUGGACUAACCUCUCUCGGUUUCCACUGGCCCCUGGGGGAGACCCUGUGUCGGGUCACCGCCCUUCUGUUCUACGUCAACACCUACGCAGGGGUCAAUUUCAUGACCUGCCUGGCCGUAGACCGCUUCGUAGCAGUGGUUCUCCCUCUACGUUACACCAGGCUCUGCCGGGCCCGGACCAUCCGCUACGUCUGCGUAGGGGUGUGGGUUCUAGUCCUGGUCCAGACGUUACCCCUCCUCUCCAUGACCAUGACCCGGGCCGAGCCGGACGGGACCACCACCUGCAUGGAGUACCCCAACUUUGAGAACGGGGCCGUGGAGGGACUCCCCUACGUCCUCAUUGGAGCCGUCGUCAUGGGAUACGGCAUUCCCGUUGCAACCAUCCUGUGUUGCUACUUGGUGUUGCUUUGGAAACUGCGGUUGGUGACGAGAAGUAGGGUCGGUGGGCGAGGUCACAGGUCAUUGAGGAGCCAGAAGGCGACGGGGGUGAUAGCAGGGGUAGUGUUGGUGUUUGUAGUGUGUUUCAGUCCCUAUCACAUCAACAUCCUGCAGUACAUGAUCCGAAAGCUGAGAUACACACCAGACUGUACCGAGCUCCAGGCCUUUCAGAUGUCUCUACACUUCACUGUGUGUCUCAUGAACCUCAACUGCUGCCUGGACCCCUUUGUCUACUUCUUUGCCUGUAAGGGUUACAAGAGGAGGGUGAUGAAGAUGUUGAGGGUUCAGGUCAGCGCCUCUUUCUCCAGCGUGGUCCGAACCGGGGAGGACACCCCCUUCAAACGGGGGGGGACCCGGGAUGGGAGGAGCAGGCUGGGUAGCCACACAGCUUGUCCUGUUGCUUUAGAUGAUCUUACAAAGACCAUUCCUGGGCCAGAGACUGAGACAGGACCC
Molecule: messenger RNA, 903 nt
Organism: Oncorhynchus keta (chum salmon)
Lineage: Eukaryota; Metazoa; Chordata; Actinopteri; Salmoniformes; Salmonidae
Gene: gpr183b
Product: G protein-coupled receptor 183b
Exons: 4
Biological process (GO): G protein-coupled receptor signaling pathway
Cellular component (GO): membrane
Molecular function (GO): oxysterol binding; G protein-coupled receptor activity
Source: RefSeq, a predicted model, not a curated record